GGUUCCUGUCGAGCACCCGGAAGUUUUACAAGCGCACCAAGACCCCGGAAGUUGUGAGAUCUUACCGUUCAUGCUUGUUCACGUUCAUAACAACAGAAAGUGUCUGAAAAGAGGAGAUAAACGAGCCCAUUAAACAUGUCCGACAACGAGGAUAACUUUGAUGAUGGAGACUUUGAUGAUGGCGAGGAGGAUGAAGGAUUAGAUGAUCUGGAAAACGCAGAAGACGAGGACCAGGAGAACGUUCAGAUCCUCCCCGCAGGUGAAGGCUCGCAGGCGAACCAGAAGAGGAUCACAACACCGUACAUGACCAAAUACGAGAGAGCCCGAGUCCUCGGCACGCGAGCUCUCCAGAUAGCGAUGUGUGCUCCUGUCAUGGUGGAGCUGGAGGGAGAAACAGACCCGCUGCAGAUAGCAAUGAAAGAGCUGAAGAGCAGAAAGAUCCCCAUCAUCAUCCGCAGGUACCUCCCUGAUGGGAGUUAUGAGGACUGGGGCUGUGAUGAGCUCAUCAUCACUGACUAAACUCCACAUGGAUGGAAUCAAGUCAGAGACACAGAACUCCCCUGUUCACACAGACCUCCAUGAGGGACUCCAUGAGACCCAACAGACUCUAAAACACACCACUGCUGUAAUAUCACUCAGAGCCACAAGGGGGAGCUGUAACUACUUGUUUUAUAGAAAGAAUCCUGUGUUGUGUUUCUUUGAGAGGAGAAAGAAGUUUCUAUUAUGAUGAAUAAACUCUUUUGUAUAAAUGA
Messenger RNA from Labrus mixtus (cuckoo wrasse), 752 nucleotides. It is a transcript of the gene polr2f, whose product is annotated as RNA polymerase II, I and III subunit F. Lineage: Eukaryota; Metazoa; Chordata; Actinopteri; Labriformes; Labridae. The coding region runs from base 136 to 519 and encodes 127 amino acids. Gene Ontology annotation, cellular component: nucleus; RNA polymerase I complex; RNA polymerase III complex. Gene Ontology annotation, biological process: DNA-templated transcription. The record is from RefSeq and is a predicted model, not a curated record. Gene Ontology annotation, molecular function: DNA-directed RNA polymerase activity; DNA binding. The transcript has 5 exons.